Entamoeba invadens IP1 is the source of this 3081-nucleotide messenger RNA. Its product is annotated as structural maintenance of chromosomes protein, putative. Lineage: Eukaryota; Evosea; Mastigamoebida; Endamoebidae. Gene Ontology annotation, cellular component: nucleus; Smc5-Smc6 complex; site of double-strand break. The coding region runs from base 1 to 3081 and encodes 1026 amino acids. Gene Ontology annotation, molecular function: single-stranded DNA binding; damaged DNA binding. The transcript is spliced from 3 exons. Gene Ontology annotation, biological process: double-strand break repair via homologous recombination. The record is from RefSeq and is a predicted model, not a curated record.
AUGUCAAAAGGAGUUUGUGGAACGAUCAAGCGUAUAGAGUUGGAAAAUUUCAUGUGUCAUCGCCAUCUUCUUCUUGACUUGUCACCACAAGUGAAUUUCAUUGUUGGAGAAAACGGUUCCGGUAAAUCGGCGAUAUUAGUUGCUCUCGCAAUUUGUUUUGGUGCGAAGGCGCAGUUCACGUCUCGUGGGAAGCGAGCUGCGGAUGUUAUUAAAACGGGUGAGACGUACUGUAAGGUGAUUGUUCACCUCAACAACAUAGGUGAUGGGAGUUUAGACCGUGAGAAGUACGGCGACACCAUUUCUUUUGAACGGAAGAUAACAAAGGAAGGGAGUGGGUCAUAUAAAGUGGUAGGUUUAAUAGAUGGCGAGAAGCCUCGUCUAGUUGGGAACAAAGCGAGUGAUGUCAAUGAAGUAUUGGAUCAUUUCAACAUUCCAUUUGAUAACCCCUGUAUUUUACUCAUGCAAGAAACAUCAAAAACAUUUUUGACUGCGACGAAAGCAACAGACAAAUACAAAUUCUUCUUACAAGCAACACAACUUGAAAGCGUCAUCGACAAUUAUAAAUUGGCGGAGGAAUUGUGCGCGAAAGCACAGAAACAAAUCGAUACAAAAAAAGAGGGAAUACCCGCGAUGGAAAUGCAAGUCGAUGCGUUAAAAAUGAAGUUGGAAGCUGCAAAGAGUAUUAAAGAGUUGAAGAAUAUUGUCAAAAAUUUGGAGGCGGAGGCCGCGUGGGCAAAUGUUCGAGACCAAUGUCUUGCUGUAAAAAGUACAGAACAACACUGUGUCAUACUCAAGACAAAGAUCAACGAAUUCAGUCAAGAUGUCAUAGAAAAUAAAAUACAACAGGCUUUACAACAAAUACAAAAUUACAAUAAACAAGUUGGAACUGUUGUUAACGAACUCAAACAACUUGAGGAAGUGAAAAAUGAUGCAAGUACAAGUGUUGUGGAAGCAAGAAAGAAAUUGCAAAACUUACUUUUAGAAAUUGAAGAUAAGAAAAACAGUCUUGAAACGACAAAGAAGAGGGUACAACUGUUGAAAGAUGGUUUGGAAGAAGCAAAGUCGCACGACGAGAAAGAUAUGGAAAACGCAAUUCAAGACAAAAACAAUAAGAUCCGACUUGCUGAAAUAGAAAUUGAGAAGUGUAAGAAGAGCGAGGAGAGCACAAGAGAGGAACUUAAACCCCUUGAAGUCGAGAUGCAAGAGAAAGCAAGAAGGUAUGGCGGCGUCGACGACGAUUACAAGAAAUUGAAAAACAGAAUUGUCGACGAAGAAAAGAAUCUGCAAAACUUGAAGAACCAAAAACGGGAUGUGAUGGCUAUUUAUCAUCAAAACAUGCCACUUUUGUUAAAGGAAAUCGCGCAAACAACUUUUGAGUACGAGGUGGUUGGGCCGAUUGGUGAGCAGAUUACGUUAAAAGACACCAAAUGGAACCAUGCAGUUGAGAAUUGUGUGAAGAGAGCAACGUUGGCGUCAUUUAUUGUGAGGUCUGAAAAUGACAAAAGGAAAUUGAGAGAGUUGGGGCAAAAGACGCGGUUUGAUGUGCAAGUUUUUGUGUACAACAUCAAGUACGGCAAUAACAGAUACCAAACAAACAAACAAAAGUACCAAAGUUUACUUGACGUUAUCGAUAUAAGGUCAACCGUUGCGUUCAACGUGUUGGUUGAUCACAUCAAAAUAGAUGCUGUUGCUGUUGCCAUCAAUCGAGGGGAAGGCAAAGGCAUGAUGAACCUUGGCGCAAAACAGAUUUAUUUACAGAAUGGAAGUUUAAUGCAGAGAAGUGGGCAGACUGAGGGUUUUUUCCCUUAUAGAAUUCCACAACAAUCGCUGUACGCAAGAAAGGAUGUGAAUCUGGCUAUCACAGAGUCGGAGGACUUGUUAAAACAUAUGAGAGCAGACCUCGCGGGAAAUGAAGCGAUUCGAAAUGACAUUGACAAAGAGCGCUCUGCAUGCAACAAACAAAUCGCCAAAGUAAGAACCCGCUUGAGACUUUGUGAAAAAGACACGCGGUCUGCUUUGUCAAAAAAGAAAGAGGCGGAAAACAUUACAAUCAAAGAAAUGGCGGAUGUUGAAGAGUUGGAGGAGAACUACAACACGUUUUUGGAGAAAGCAAAGAAACUCUCUGAUGAAAUAAACGAGAAAAUUGCGCGAAAAAAGGAACUCAAAGAUGACGUGGAAAAUAAACGCAUGGAAUUGGAAAAGUCGAAGGUCGACAUCAAGUCAAAAGAGGGCGAGAUGAGACUUAUUCACAAGAGUUCGGCUGAACUUGGUAACAACAUUGAGACGUGGCAAGAGGAAAAAAUGGAGGGAGACUCCCAUUUACAACUCAUAAAACAACAAUACGAGAAAGUUGCAGAAGAACUGAGCGAGCAACAAACGCGGUUAUACGAACUAAAAGAAGUAGCUAGCGAAUUUAAGUAUGUUGAAACAAACAAAACAGUUGAAAUGAUAUUGCGGGAAAAAGCGAAGUGUGAAAAGAAGCAAGAAGAGAUUAAUAAGGAGCGAAUCGAUUAUGACGAAGUGGAGAGGGAUUUUGAGAAAAAAAGUGAGCAACUUGAACGAAUUAACAAACAACUUUGUGAAAUUCGAAGAACUUCGAAAGUGUUAGAAGCUGAGUUGGAGAAGAGAAAAACGAAGUACAAAUAUUUACUUCGACAAACAUCGACAAAAACGAUCCAGUUGUUUGAACAAUAUUUGAAGAAGAAGCCUGGGUGUAGUGGAAGAGUGCGACUUGACCAUACAAAAAAGGAAUUGGAUAUUGAAGUGUCUCUGAAUAGCCAGAAAGAGAGAGAUGCAAAGACCUUGUCAGGUGGAGAGAAAAGUUUCUCAACAGUCUGUCUAUUACUUUCGUUGUGGAAUGUUGUGGAUUGUCCGUUCAGAGCCAUGGACGAAUUCGAUGUGUAUAUGGAUUCGAUAUCAAGGAAAAUUGCAAUUGAGACUUUAAUGGAAACAGUCCAGAGUGCAGGAAGAAGACAGUACAUUUUUAUUACACCACAGAACCUUGACGGUGUCAAUUCAACGGACACCGUGAAAGUCUUUAUGAUCAGAAAGCCACAGAGAGAACACCUUACACAAGUUUAA